This is a messenger RNA of Staurois parvus, 340 nucleotides long. The record is from the annotation of a GenBank genome assembly. Lineage: Eukaryota; Metazoa; Chordata; Amphibia; Anura; Ranidae.
GACUGCGGACACAGUACAGGAGAUGACCAGAGACUGCGGACACAGUACAGGAGAUGACCAGAGACUGCGGACACAGUACAGGGGAUGACCAGAGACUGCGGACACAGUACAGGGAUGACCAGAGACUGCGGACACAGUACAGGGGAUGACCAGAGACUGCAGACACAGUACAGGGAUGACCAGAGACUGCGGACACUAGUACAGGGAAUGACCAGAGACUGCGGACAUAGUACAGGGGAUGACCAGAGACUGCGGACACAGUACAGGAAUGACCAGAGACUGUGAACAUAGUACAGGGGAUGACCAGAGACUGCAGCCACAGUACAGGGGAUGACCAGAG